AUGCCACCAGCCUCUAAAACAACGGCCAGGCUGUUGUCGAUCGCCCAUCACAAUGGCAUCACGAUACCCAAAGAAGUCGUAAAUGUUCUUGAGCGCGCUGCGAGCGACGCAGAAGCGAUACAGUGGCUAAAUGCUAACGUGGACUCCGCAUCCCUAUUGAGCGACGAGGAUCUCGACUUAUGGAAGCAUGUAUCACAAAGCGGCACAAAGCUGGCAGAGGCGGACGCGCGACAGGUACUCGAUGAACCCGGGCUGGAACGCGCCAUUGCUGGACUGGAGGCAGCUACCAAGCAGAUCACCGCACAGACUCGCGCUUUGAGUACGCAGAGAAGUCUGCUGGGGCAUCGCAAUCAAGAAAAUCACGGACAACAGCGCCAUGGCCCGGCGCAUCGAGUGCAACACGUCGCAUCUGAAGCUCAACAAGCUCGGUUGAUCAAUGAAGCGAAGACUUCUGAUCUGAAUGAGGAAAUUCGGACCAAGAUCUCAGCGCUCGAGAAAGAGAGGCAAGCCAAACCAACAGCUGCUCAGGAACGCCUGAAAGCCGAUGAUCGCACCUUCGAAGCACAAGAGCAAAGUGCCCUCGAACCAACGAGCAAAAUUGACGUCUCAGCCCUUCACGAACGCUCCCACCAGUUGGCCCAGGCACUUCAGAUGAAACGCGUCGCCGCGCUCAAAUAUAGUCUGGAUCGAACAUACCUCUCCACCCUCGAAGGUGAGCAGUCCGGAGAGUCACUGCAUCCUGAACCCGGCCCCGCCAUACUCGACUUGAAGCAGGAUAUUGAGUCUCUCUACGCAGAGAUCGACGAUGUAGUCGCCAUGAUGAUUGGCAGCGAACACAUGAAUGAGAUACGGUCGGCAUUGGGCAGGGUCAACACUGAACAGCAGCAGAAUGCUCAGAAAACUUUGCAAACUGCAAAAGCGAAAAUCAAUCAGAUGGCCAAUGGUCUGAACAAUCUCGCCUCGGAGAUCGAGAUAGCACAGGCCCAACGAUCAGCACUAUUGGUCAUGUCUGACCAUGUUGCAACUCUGGAUGCAUCAGACCAUCGUCUGCCGGCUUCGACCGCAGCAACGCCGGCCCCUGCACCUCAAGCAGUUGUUGAAAUGAUUGAGCAUGUGGCGGAGCCCGCUCCUGACAUACAAUUUUCCGCCAGCCGUGAGAGGUCAGCAGCUUUGCAUCUGGUGAAUGUGAAGGAAGUGGUCGAGAAGGCCGCACGCCACCGGUUUGAGGCGCUGCAACUCCUGAAGGCCGUCGAAGGGGUUACCGACACCAGUCAACUCGACGAACUAGACCGAAGAAUAGCUAGAGCGAGCAAACAACUGGACAGGAUUGUGGGAAAGCGCUAA
Messenger RNA from Cyphellophora europaea CBS 101466, 1344 nucleotides. RefSeq lists its product as uncharacterized. NCBI's taxonomy places the organism in Eukaryota, Fungi, Ascomycota, Eurotiomycetes, Chaetothyriales, Cyphellophoraceae. The coding region runs from base 1 to 1344 and encodes 447 amino acids. The transcript is spliced from 3 exons. The record is from RefSeq and is a predicted model, not a curated record.